Messenger RNA from Trypanosoma cruzi, 2028 nucleotides. RefSeq lists its product as uncharacterized. The record is from RefSeq and is a predicted model, not a curated record. The coding region runs from base 1 to 2028 and encodes 675 amino acids. Gene Ontology annotation, molecular function: translation initiation factor activity; protein binding; mRNA binding. Gene Ontology annotation, cellular component: eukaryotic translation initiation factor 4F complex. The transcript has a single exon. NCBI's taxonomy places the organism in Eukaryota, Euglenozoa, Kinetoplastea, Trypanosomatida, Trypanosomatidae.
AUGCUCUUCAAGCCACGGGGCGUGACGAGCAAUGACCCGAAAUAUGCUGGUAACUCUCGUAUCAUGACGAUACCCGAUCUUCUUGCUUACAGAGACACCUGGAAGGAGCGUUUGUCGGAUGAUUUUUCGCUAGGGCGUAUUCUGUUUGCUGCGCGAGCCGCCAAGAGCAAGCCUGCGGCGCCCGAGAAACUUGUGAUGACCAGCAAUGGAUUUAAAGUGAAGGACAGGGACGCGAUUGCCCCAUCCGAGCGAGGUGUGCGCAUGGUGCAGAGCACACUUAACAAACUGACAGAAUCCAACUUUGACUUGAUUGCCAAAGCUAUUCUUGUCCCGGAGAUCAUUCUGAAUGCGAAUGUGGUGGCAGAUGUGGUGCGUCUCAUCUACGACAAGGCUCUUGUUGAACCUGUCUUUGCUGGUUUAUACGCACGGCUCUGUUACAUGAUUGUACGCUACGAAUAUGACUACCGCAGCACACAAAGCGGUGAAGUCGAUGCCCAGAAGAGUGAGGUACGUGUGGCGAUAGUGGAAAAGUGUCAGCAAAUGUUUGACGGGGCUACCAAGGCAGUGCGGGAAACCGCUUCGGAAGAGGAGGCCGAGAAGGUGCGUAAACGCAACGUAAAUAACAUCAAGUUUGCUGGUGAACUUUUUUUGAAGUCACUCAUUACACAAAAGAUUAUCGAUCGCAUAUUGGGUGAGAAACUUUUUAAUAUUACACCAAACGACAUGGAUCUGGAGGUCGUUGUCAACUUACUGGAGGUCGUAGGGAAGAUGUAUGAGGAGAAGCACCCUGCGGCACAACCCGCAUUGUGGAAGCUACUGGGGGAAUUACAAGAGGAGCGACGCUUUUCGAAUCGUAUUCGUUUUCUUCUGCAGAACCUCAUUGAACGGCGCAAUGGCGGUUGGAAGCCACGGGAGCCGGAGCAGGUCAUAGUGGAAGACCCGCAGCAGCAGCAGCAGCAGCAGCAGCAACAGCAACAACAACAACAACACCAGCAACAACGGUAUCAUUUCCACCACCAUCAUCAUCAGCAGCAGCAGCACCAGCAACACCAUCAGCAACACCACCAGCAGCAGCAGCGGAAUUCCGAUCAGCUUCAGACACCAAUAGGGAAACGAGCGAAAAGCUACCAAGAUGUCUCAAAUCCAUACGGUGUUGGGGCCCGACGUUCGACGAGCCACUUGGAUCUGCCUGGUUAUGGUGCGUACGCCAUGCCACCACCACCGCCACCACCACCACCAACGUUGCAAUACGCGGGGGUGGAGGAGCAGCUGUCGGUGGAUGAGAGGAAGCUGAUUGUGCUUGCACGACCACCAGAGACACUUACAGAAGAAGUGCGUCGAAACAUCUUUCGCAUUGCUCGCGAUGCCGUGGAGGAUGGGUUACCGAAUCGUGACUGGAUAACGAAUGACCUCUCACGUGUUUUGGGUCCCAAUGAAAGCAGUAGCCAGAGUUUAAUGACAAGCGUCUACGUGAUCCUACUUCGGGCUUUAAUGGACCCCAAAGAGAGCGAGCGGACGCUGUUCUGCACGGCUCUUGAAAGUGGGAACUGGGAACGCAGUAUUCUGGGCCGUGGAUUUGCAUGGUGUCUUACGAAAAUUAUUGCAGAACGAGAUGUGGCUGAUUGUCCGCGUAUUUAUUCUCGGUUUGUAGAUGUCGUUACACGCGUCACGGAGUUAAACUUUUUGUGCGUGACAAAAGACAUCAUUGCACGCACAGCGAGGUACCUUGACGUUCUUCAGGUCGUUUACGAUGAAACGGAGGAGUGGGAGGAGGAUUUUAUUCACGUUUGGGACAAACUUUUGGUGGCACGGCAGGCACCAAAUAAAGUGACGGCGGCCGAAAGCAUGGAGUCCAUGAGUUUCACGCGGUUAGGGUCAUUCUUGCGCGGCAUCCUACCGGACUUUGUGGCAUCGAUGGUGCAGGCGGGCUUCUUCACAGAGGACGAGUUGAGGCAAUGGCGGCAGGAGAAUGAGUCAAAUCCAAAAUUCCGCGCCAUCACGGAGGAGCUUGCCCAGUUGUAUCCUUGA